AAGUCCCUGACAGGCUGAGAUUUUCUUCAGGUGGGAACGGUCAAACACCUUUGCGGGGCAAAGGUUGAUCCAGGUCUGCCCUGCACCUGACAGCAACUGUCAAGUUGAUGCCAAUCAACUAUGUCCCCCGGAGAAGGUCUUGAGACUGUAGGACCUCUUCAACUCAGUUUGCACUAGAAGAUUCAACUCAACACAGUUUUCCCCCCAAGUUAACGUGUCCUUUCUGGUUAUGUUGAACUGAUUGAUUAUAUUUGGCAGUGCAGUUAUUUGGAGCAAAUACAACAUGAGUGUACAAGAAUAUUCGAUUAAGAGCAAUGGUGUUGCAGUGAUGGAUGGUAAUACUGAGAGCAAACCUACUCAAGAAACUCUGUCUGACUCCACAAACUUAAGGACCCACUCCACUCUCAUCCCCAACGGAGACGCCACCAGAGCUGAGCUCAGUGCAGCCUCUGCUUCAGAGACCCAGGAGACUCCUCCUACCAGCGAAACUGAGGCACUGACUAAAUCAGCCAGAUCUCCUGAGCUGGAGGGAGCUACUAAAGCACUUCCUUCAGAAGAGCCCAAGGCAGUUGCCCUGUCCACGGCGAAUGUGGUGACAACUCUCGCCCCAGCUGACCAGCUAUGGAGCACCAUCAGAGACAAGGGAGUCAUGCUGAGGAUGGAGGGCUCAGGCCCGGCAUCAGAAACUCCCAUCACCAUCCAUCAGGCGUUCCUGGGGACGCUGGAAAAAUAUGGAGAUCAUCCAGCCUUGGCUUCCAAAAAAGACGGCAUGUGGGUGACCCUGACAUGGAGGCAAUACUACGAGCAGUGCCGGGCAGCUGCUAAGAGUUUCCUCAAGUUGGGGCUGGAGCGUUACCAUGGCGUGGGGAUUCUGGGAUUCAACUCCCCCGAGUGGUUCAUCUCGGACGUCGGCUGCAUCUUUGCUGGGGGUCUGGCAACCGGAAUUUACACCACCAACUCGCCCGAAGCUUGUCAAUAUGUGGCUGCCAACUGUGAAGCCAACAUCCUGGUUGUGGAGAACCAGAAACAGCUCGACAAAAUUCUGCAGGUUAAAGAUCAUCUUCCUCAUCUGAAAGCCAUUGUUCAAUAUAAAGGCGAGCUGCAACAGAAAACACCAUUCCUGUAUACAUGGGAAGAGUUCAUGAAGCUGGGAGAGGAUGUGCCAGAGGAGCAGCUGAAUGCUGUGAUUGACAGUCUUCGGGCCAACGAGUGCUGUACUCUCAUCUAUACCUCUGGAACCACUGGCAAACCGAAAGGAGUCAUGUUGAGCCAUGACAAUCUGACAUGGACAAGCCGCACGGCAGUUAACAUGGUAGAUAUUUGCCCCGGGGAGGAGGUGGUGGUCAGUUACCUGCCCCUCAGCCACGUGGCAGCCCAGCUCUUUGACAUAUGGAUGUGUCUUAGUUAUGCCGUGACCACCUACUUUGCAGAGCCAGAUGCACUGAAGGGCUCAUUAGGAAACACACUGAAAGAGGCUCGUCCAACUUGUUUCCUUGGGGUUCCUCGUGUGUGGGAGAAGAUGCAGGAGAAGAUGAAAGCUGUCGGAGCGAAGGCAUCCCCACUGAGGAGGAGAGUGGCGGCCUGGGCCAAGUCCAUAGGCCUGCAGUACAACUACAGUGUCAUGAACAGGGAGAAUCUGGUGCCGUGGGGCUUCAUGCUGGCUAAUAAUCUGGUCUUUAAGAAGGUGCGUGCUGCGCUGGGCUUAGACCGCUGCAAGUACUGCUUCACAGGCGCUGCCCCCAUCACCAAAGAAACUUUGGAGUUCUUCAUGAGCCUGAACAUCCCUGUGUUAGAGCUGUACGGCAUGAGUGAAAGCUCCGGCCCACACAGCGUCUCCCAUAACAACGAAUACCGCAUCACAAGCUGUGGAAAGGUGAUGCCAGGCUGCAUGACCAAGCUGGAGAACCCAGAUAAGGAUGGGAGUGGAGAGAUAUGUUUCUGGGGUCGGCACGUCUUCAUGGGCUACCUGAACUCACCUGAAAAAACUGCAGAGGCUCUUGACGAGGACGGCUGGCUGCACUCUGGAGAUCUGGGAAGACAUGACCAGCAUGGCUUUCUAUACAUCACGGGAAGGAUCAAGGAGCUGAUCAUCACUGCAGGUGGAGAGAACAUCCCUCCUGUGCCCAUUGAGGACGCAUUGAAGGCUGAGGUGCCCAUCAUCAGCAACACCAUGCUGAUUGGAGACAAGCUCAAGUUCCUCUCCAUGCUGCUCACUCUUAAAUGUGUCAUAGACGACAAUGGCGAGCCCACAGACAAGCUGAGUCCCGAGGUUUUAGACUUCUGCCAGCAGCACGGCGUCACAGCAACCAAUGUGUCGGAGAUCAUAGCCAUUAAGGAGCCAGCUAUCUACAAAGCCAUUCAGGAGGGCUUGGAGCGGGUCAAUGCCAGAGCGACCUCCAACGCCCAGAAAAUCCAGAAGUGGGUGAUACUGGAGCGAGACUUCUCUAUCAGUGGAGGAGAGCUGGGACCCACCAUGAAACUGAGGCGGCCCAUUGUUGUGAAGAUGUACCAGGAGAAAAUAAACGAAAUGUAUGCAGUGGAAAAGGAAAACUAGACUGAGCUGCACAGAGAUGAGACAAUAGGGAA
Molecule: messenger RNA, 2586 nt
Organism: Micropterus dolomieu (smallmouth bass)
Lineage: Eukaryota; Metazoa; Chordata; Actinopteri; Centrarchiformes; Centrarchidae
Product: long-chain-fatty-acid--CoA ligase ACSBG2-like
Cellular component (GO): endoplasmic reticulum; membrane
Molecular function (GO): long-chain fatty acid-CoA ligase activity
Source: RefSeq, a predicted model, not a curated record